Messenger RNA from Doryrhamphus excisus (bluestripe pipefish), 3713 nucleotides. NCBI's taxonomy places the organism in Eukaryota, Metazoa, Chordata, Actinopteri, Syngnathiformes, Syngnathidae. The record is from RefSeq and is a predicted model, not a curated record.
CCAGCGCGCCAACCGCCACAGCCGUCAUGUGACUGGAGCAGCCAUCUGCAGGAAAAACAGGAUUUUCAAAAUAAAACUGUCAAAAGCAGUUUGGUGUGAUUGAAAAGUAGACUUUGUCCAGUCAUGCCUCUUCUCUAUGUGGCAUGUGUCCAAACCCACCGGAAAGUAUCUUCUCUCUCCUCUUCACGCGGCGGUGAGGCUGCAGCUGCUCCAGCAGCUCGUCUCCGAUCAUCUGCGAGAUGAUGCUCCCUGAGGACAACAUCCACAAACAGCUUCAGCUGAAAGCCGACGCGGCAACAAGGAACCCGUGAGGCUGACUCACUGUCACGGCCAAAGCAGCCCAGCUCGUCGUCUUGCAGGCGGAGGAUGUGCUGCAGCCAGUCAGGUUUGUAGAAGUCGGAGAAGCCGGCCAGACCACAGAUGAGGACUGUGAACAUGCGGGAGGAGCUCAGAGAGCCGCAGUGAUGUUUGAUGACCGAUGAUGGGACUCCACUGAGCACACUCACUGUUCUCGAUGAAGAUGUCAGCCGUCUGCUCUGUCAGCCCCUCCCUGAUGAUGUCCUGGUUGGUCUUCAUCAUGUUGGAGCAGAAGAUCUUCUGGUAGCUGCGUUCCGUCAUGUUGGUCCGGGAUGCUCGCAUGUCGCCUUUCAGCAGGUUGGAGCAGCCUUUCUGGGAGCAACACACCAAAAACACACAUUGGCCCCUGAAGGUUCCUCUCAUGCUCCUCGUGGACUCACCAUCUUCCCAAUCAUGAAGUAGAGCAGCUGAUGAGACAGCGAGUAGUGAGGGCAGCCGAAACGAGUCAUGGUGUCCCGACAGGGUUUGGUGACGAUGCACGGUGUCCCCUUCAGUUUCCUGCUCACACAAACAGGUCACUUAGUCUCCAUCAUGCAUGGGAGCCCUGCCCCCGGGGGCCCCGCCCCGUCCUUCUGUUCCUACCAGGUGCCCAGCAGCAGCGUCAGACACUUGUCGCUGAGCUGCUCGUCAUAACACUCGCUGGUGGUGGCCGAGGGGUACACCAGGCUGGGGUCUGUGGUGCUCCACUCCUGAGGAACCUGCCAGAACCUCCAGGGCGGCGAUGGCGUCGUCAAAACUUCGGUCCAGACGUUUGACCAGCUCCACGGAGGCCGUCCUCUGAGCCCAGCUGACCGGGUCCGAGUGAGGCCAUGUCCUAACUGCCUCCUUCAAUUCAGCUGGAGGGCAGGGACGCACAAACAAACACAAAGAGCAGGACUGUCCAAGUAUUACGAUACAGAAAUAUUGAAGUGUUUGCUACUACUACACAGGGAACUAAAUAGCUAGUCAACAAGAGUUGUGGUUGUUCACCAAAUGCCAAUUUCUGGACAUAUUUCAAGGUAACGUGAUAAUUACUUUUUCUGUUAACUACUUACAUCUAUGAAGAAGCAAUUCCAUGACUAAUUAAAUGAUUUUUUAAAAGCAAUGUAUCAAUAGUAUGCUGUGUUCUAGUCAAUGCCGUGACAUUGCAGCCUGCAGGAGGACACUGCGCCACAACCAGCCCUCACCCACCCUGCAGCAUGAGGAAGCCCACCACGCCGUCCAGGUUGAUGUGCUCAUGCUGGCGCUCCAGGAACGCCGCGCCCUUGGAGAGGCUGCCCAGCACGUCAUCGAUCACCUCCGCCAGCGAGCAGCCCGCGGCGGCCAACAGCGCCAGCACGGCGGCCAGCUGCAGCCUCGACGUCCGCAUGUUGUGAGCCGAGAGCUCCGGUGACGUUCUUCUUGGAGGGAGGGGAGUGGAAGGGGCUGGAACGAAAAGCAGACGUCAAGAAGAAGAAAUAUAUUUACUCACUUGGGGAAUCAACGUCAUAACGUAAACAUUAGUAUACAAUGUAAAAUGCAAAAGUUAAUAUAUCAAAUUGAUACUGUACUAUUAACGUCUUAAACGUGCAUUCUCUUUAAGUUUCGCCAGAGGGCGACAAAAACAGCGAGAGCUAUGGUUUAUUUACUCAACUCCGGUAAACCGUGUUGCUACCAGGUUUUUGUGUCCAGAUUGUAGACUUUAGUUAUUUAGACUUGAAGUUAUUUAACUUAACUCGAGUGUCGUGCGGGUUUGAAUACAAAUCUUGCGUUUGGAACUCGACAGGAACCUACGCGGUCUCUUUAAAACUUUAUGCACUCCUCUUCCGUGUUGCCGGUCGUCGCCAAUCCCAAACAAACAUGGCGACGCCCGUCCACCGCGUCGCUCUCCCUGCUGCUUUGGCGCUCAUUCCGUUGGUCCUUGCGGUGUUUUAUGGCGCCGGUUGGGAUGUUCGGUGGCUCCUGGUGUCUGCGGCGGUUGUCAGCCUUCCGGCGGUGCUCUGGCUGCGGCGGAGGGAUGGUGGAUUCGAGCGGCGUGUUUGCGUGCUGGUGCUGGGGGACAUCGGUCGCAGUCCUCGCAUGCAGUAUCACUCUCUGUCCCUCAGCAAACAUGGAUAUGACGUGACUCUUGUCGGCUUUUUAGACAGCAAACCCCAUGGAGAUGUGCUGAAAGAUGAGAGAAUUCAUAUCGUCCCAGUGGCGGAGGUGAAAGGAUUCAGAGGGGGACCACAAAUCCUGACCUACGUGUCCAAAGUCUUGGUCCAGUUUGUGCAGCUUCUCGUCGUGCUGCUGAGAAUGAAGCCUCAUGCUCACAUCCUAAUGCAGAAUCCUCCCGGGUUGCCCGGCAUAGCGGCGACCUGGCUGGUGUGCGUGCUGCGAGGCAGCCGCUUCGUCAUCGACUGGCACAACUACGGCUACACCAUCAUGGCCCUCAGCCUCGGACACAAGCACCCGCUGGUGCGCCUGGCAAGCUGGUACGAACACGUCUUCGGACCGCUGGCGACUCACAACCUGUGCGUGACCAACGCCAUGAAGGACGACCUGCACCAAAACUGGGGCAUCAAGGCCACCACGCUCUACGACAGACCGGCCGCCAUCUUUCGAGAGACUCCGCUGAAGACGCAGCAUGAGCUUUUUCUGAGGCUUUCACACACACUUCCUGUCUUCCGGCACAGCAGUGAGGAUGAGGAUGAUGGCAAGGCGACAGUCUUCUCCGCGCGGGACCCUGCCAAGGACACUGUGACCUUGAGGCCGGGCCGACCCGCCCUCCUGGUGAGCAGCACCAGCUGGACAGAGGAUGAAGACUUCUCCAUCCUCCUGCAGGCUCUCCAAGAAUAUGAAGCUUCGAUUCAAGGAGGGGCGACUUUGCCGGAGCUCGUCUGCGUCAUCACAGGCAAAGGUCCUCAGAAGGAACACUACAUCAAGAUGAUUGACUCCAUGAGUUUGAAGCAUGUGAAGAUCUGCACGCCGUGGCUGGAGGCAGAAGACUAUCCUGUGCUGUUAGGUUCGGCUGACUUGGGUGUUUGUCUCCACAAGUCGUCCAGCGGUCUGGACCUGCCCAUGAAGGUGGUGGACAUGUUUGGCUGCUGCCUGCCAGUCUGCGCCGUCCACUUCAAGUGCUUGCAUGAGCUGGUGAAACAUGACGAGAACGGAUUGAUCUUCAGAGACGCUCAUCAGCUGGCCCAGCAGCUCAACUCUCUUCUCUCAGAGUUUCCCAGCAGCGAAGGCAAACUCGGCCGCUUCAGGAGGAACCUCCGUGCCAGCAGAGGGCAGCGCUGGGAUGACAACUGGCACCAGAACGCCCUUCCGCUGAUUUCUUCUUCUUGACUGGACUGAUUCUUAGCUCAUUAUGAACAUUCCAUCAAACUUUAUUUGUAAAUAAAAGCACUUUUAUUGUC